AUAUGGGGAGUUUCAUCAUUCUUGUUAGUGCUUUCUCUCUCCUUCCUAUAGUUAUCUGGAUGAUCAUACUAAUUUGUCAUUAUAUUUGGACUUCAAAUUUAUGUUGGGGGGUAGAGUUCAAAUUUAAACAUAUCCAUCACCCCACAAUAACAUCCAUUUCACUAAUUCACUAUGACAAUUAUAUUUUAGAUUUAGAAUGAGCCAAUCCUUCAAUUUCAAGAAAAUUAUCUCCAUUUUUCAGCCUAGAAUGAUGAACUUGGUCAACAUCGCAUAUAGCAUUGUCAUGUUCACUAUCAUAUCUUUGUUGAGUUUAAAAAGAAUUUAUAUUCUUGAUUCAUUCAUUGCAUAAUUUCAAUUCAAUUUUUUUUUAUAAUAAUAUUUUGCAUGUUAAUAGAAAAAGCCUAAAUAAUUUUAGGUUGGUUAGAAAAAUUUACUAAUGGCCAAUUUUACAGAGUGGCAUAUGGUAAAGUACAAAACACCACACAUGAGCAAAUGUAUACUUACUUACUGACACUCUACUAGACUUCCCAUUUCUACCCCACAUACACCCUGAAUACCGCCUUAAUUACACAUGUUGCCACCCAAUCUCAAGUCUCGCAACAAACCACACUACCACCAUCAUUUUCAGAUUACAUUGCAAUCUGAAAAAUACACAGUAAGACGCACAGAGGCGACACAAACACAGCAGCCAAGCCAGUCUCUGCUGCGUAAGAGAAAAUCAAUCCAGCAAUUAUCUCUCUAUUCUUUCUCUCUUCCUCUUUUUGCCUCUGUACCCUUUUGCUUAUUUCCUCUGCUGCUCUCUUUCUUUCUUUCUUCUUCUCUUCUCCCAAACUCUCUGGUCUUUGCUUGUGCCGUCAAUGCAAAAUCAUCAACGCAUAAUUGAAUCUCAGUGUUUUUUUAUCUGGGUACCGACUGUUUCUUUUUAGAUCAUUGAUUUUUGGGGAGAAUCCACCUGGUUCUUGGUCGUUUUUCACUUCUCUCGCAGAUUCAAAGAAUGGGCGUCCAUCUCUGUAUGCAAAUAAGCUUCCUUCAAUAUCAGGUUUGGGUUUCCCCCCUCUCUGAAACUUGUUUGGAAGGGAGAUGAAGAAAGUUUGUUGCUUUGUGGCAUAUUUUGCAUUUCCUUAUCUUCAGUCUCGAAGCUCACUUGGUUUUCAUUUCUGUUCCUUCCAAGUUCUGUGUGUUGAUGAACUGAAGUUUUCUUUUAAUGAUUUCUCUGGAUCUUAUUUUCUAUUUGGGGGGUUCUAUAAACCCCUAGGAUUUUAUGGUUCCCAGAUGUUGAAUUGGGUACUUGUGCAGUUGUGCUAUGCAUUUGUUAUGUCUUUCUCUCUGAUUCAAUCUCUUUUUCCUGCAAAUUGGAAACCCCAUGCUUAUGUCAGUUCUCUUUGGUGGGUCUCUGCCAUUACCUUCUUAUGUCACUCUUGCAUGCUUAUAGAAUCUUCUGAUUUGGUCUACACAGAAGCAUGUUUUCUUUUGCUGCUGAAAAAAAUAUAAGGAAAAGUUCACUAGUUGGAACUUGAAGAGAAGCAGGCAGUCUUGUUCUGUAUGCUAUGAUAUAAUCCAUAAGCCAAAGCUUGUCUUUAUCUUCGAGUCUUGGCAAGACUGAGACUUGGCUUAUGUUAAUAUUGCUUCGAGUUACAUAGAUCAUGCAUUGAUGUUUUAUCAGUUCCAUCUGAACUUUGAAGUUGGCCUCUUUGGAUAAUGUGACCUGAUAGAGUUAAGUUUAAAUCUUAUCUAGCUUGACUUGGCAUGGAAUGUAGGUGUAAGAGGAUCGAUAUUUGUGGCUACAUUGGAAUCGAAUUAGUAAUGACCAUCUUAUCUCUGGCUUUUCAGGGGAGUUCUUCGUUUGUAUGAGCUUUCUAAUUGUUGAAAGAUAGUAAGGAACUUAUGGGUAGAGGUAGGGGAAAAGGAAAGAGGUUGACUGUGAGCAAUCACGACGAUGCUGGUAGUGGCGAAGAAGAGAAGAUUCCUGCACAAAAGAGAAGAGGGAGACCACAAAAGCCAUUGAAAGAUGAGUUCGAUGAAGAAGAAAUGGAGAAAAUGAUGGCGGAGGAAGAUGGGGUGGAGAAUGGGAAGGUGAUGAAUAACUCUCCUAGCAAAGAGGCGAAAAGUCCAACUGCAUCAGAGAAUGGUAAGAAGAGGAGACGCAACUCUCAGCUGCAGCAACAGACUAAGGAAAAACAGCCUGAUUCAGUAAUGAAGGAAGAGAAUGUGGUAGUAGCAAUUACCAAUGACCCAAUCAAGUCUAACGGGUUUAGGCAAAACGGGAGCAGGCGGAAGAACAAGCCUCGACGAGCUGCUGAGGCAGGCGUCGAAUGCAAGUGACAGGGCCCCAGUGAAUGAUAGUCUUGUGUCAAUAUAGGUCUCGAUUUUAACUCUGGCGGAUGAAGAUACAAAGUGAGGCCUUCGGAAACGGAAUCUCUUUUAGUUUUGCCAUGCUGUUUUUGAUCUAAUUGUUUUUUCUUCCUUUUGGGGUCGAUCAUUCGAGCAGCAGGUAACUUCAUUACUGUUAGUUUAUCUCCUUGUGAGAGUUUCUGAAUGCUGAUUUUCUGCCUGUAAUUGAUUGUGAUGGUGUUUAUGGCUUCAUGCAAUCCAAUCCAGUGGCUUUCAUGUACCAUAUGAUGUUCAUUUCUUGCUGCACUUUUUCGUUCUUUCGAUUGUAUGAAAUGGCAUCUGCAGGAGGUAGCAUUUUGUAGUUUAGAUCUGUCAAGAAUCUCCUUGCCAACUGCCCUUAUGUUUGACCAUGCUUAGUUUAGAGGCUUAACUAUUCAACCUUGCAUCCUUAUUCUGGUAUAAUUGCUACUUAAAUUACUAGUUCAAAUGGCAUUUUCAUUGGAAUGGAAGCAGAAAAGGGAUGGUGGGUUGGUUGAGAUUAUGUUAGUUAAAGAUUGGUGUACCUAGAUAUUUCCAUUGUUAUUUGACAGGGGUUUUAAAUCAACAGAGGAAUCUAUCUCUUGUUUCUCUGUCCAAACUGAAGUUUGGUAAGACCAAGGAUUUUAGGAGUCUUGUUGGCCUUUUGGGUUUCUUGUUUCGGACUCAAAGGUCUCUAACUUAACUGUUGUUGAAGCAAAAUAGAGGGGUUGUUUCCUUUUGUUGUAAUGAUGUUGCUAAAUAUGAGUUGUUAAAGGACUCAUGCACUGUUUUAUAAGACCAUUAUAAGACCAUAAAGAUAGAAUUAGAAUUCAAGACUUUGAAAAUUAAGGUAAUAACAAAUUCAUAAAAGUGGAGUGGUUAAAAUUUAAAGAGUAAGGUUAUGAUUAAGAUCUAAAAGGAUGUAAAAAUUGUUUUUUUAAGGGUGGUGCGAGGGCAAGAGAAAAGCUAAGGCGCAUUUCUUCCUCUUUACUACUUAUCAUAUUUCUUUCCACGCAUCUUCAAAUUAAUCUCAUGUCUCGUAAAUCAAGUAGUUUCUCGUAUUAAUUAGGUGUGAGCAAGUUAGUUGCGACUUCUUUUCUUCUUCUCUCAUGAAACUGUUUCGAUUUACAUGAAUUUGAACAAGAUCAUUCAUAAAUCUAAUUCAACAUUUCACGAAUAAUUUAGUCUAUCUAGUUGAAAGAUCAAGUCUUGAUAAUUGAAAAAAUGUCAAAACAGGAGAAAUAUAAACAUAUAUUAUAAGAAAUUGAGAUAUAAUGAACCAACACCCCCACUCUGAAAUCCAUCCAAGUCGACGAAUGUGAAAUUGUUGACUGAAAGCAGGGGGCAUCUUAUUGGGCCCGGGGCUCCGACUAGGCCGUCCAUGUGGGCCUGCUGGAAUAUCUGCUGCUGCUGCUGCCAUUUUCUUUAAUUAUUCAAACCUUGUUCCUCAAGGUUACUUCCUUCCUUCUGCCCUUUACAUCCAAAAAGUAAAAGAAACAAUGGAGAAAGAAUAGCUCGAGAUCCGCCCUUUGCCUUUUUUCUGUUGUUUUCCUCUUUCAGCCAUUCUUGUGAUCUCAGGUACUAAAAUCAUUAAAGGCAUCAUAUACCUCAAGCUAUUACUUCCAUUUAGACAGCAUGCCAACCAAUGGACAAGGGUACAAACUCACUCAAUCAUGGUUUCACAACAAUAUCUAUUGUUUGAUGUCUACGAAUUUAAUGAUGUUUCAUAGGGUGUCUCUUUCGUACUCGUAUCUCAAAUUCCGAAUUCACUAGAUAUGUUGAUUAUAUGGUUUGUGGAGACAUCCAAAAAAUUAUCGUUUUUUAAGGAUUGCUAACUCAAUUAGCUACAUGCGUCUUGAAUAACUCCUCGCAUGAAAUUUCUGAGAGGUGCUUAUAAAACAAAAAAAUCUAC
Messenger RNA from Linum trigynum, 4261 nucleotides. NCBI's taxonomy places the organism in Eukaryota, Viridiplantae, Streptophyta, Magnoliopsida, Malpighiales, Linaceae. The record is from the annotation of a GenBank genome assembly.